AUGCCUUUCAAGCCCUUCGCACACCUCGCCAGAGUUAGUUUUGCAAAGGGAAUCGCCCAUACUUACGCCCCUUCUUUCGUCGCUGCUGGACAGUCCCUAGGUCAAUUUCAGAAUUACCCCGUUGCCAAAUUCUCAAAGACCGCCCAAUUACAACAAACCUUUUCUGGUCCGGCCGGGUCGAACGCUGGAGCAAAGGCUGGUCAUGGUUCACAAGCAGGUGGAAAUGAUGCUGGUUUAGCUCAAUACUAUGCCGCGUGGCAACAUGCACAACAAACGGGGGAUGACACAGAUUGGAAAGAACAUGAGUCUGCCCGGAGGAUAGGAUGGAAACAUCAGGAGAGAGUCAACUCUGCAAAGACCGGUGUACGUCUUGAUUCCUCUAGACCCCUCGAUGCUCUCCGAUCCACUGCCCGCCUUCCAGUUUCACGCGAGGGUAGUGACCGACUUGUACCUCAAGUCGAAUAUCCAGAUCACCCCUUGGCGGAAGCCGAGGCUCUGGGCAAUGUCGACGAGGCAAUCGCAAAGGAGAUUCACGAUGUAAAUGCAUCGCACCAGGUCGACGAUAUCACCUCUCGAGAAACCGAGCUAGGUACUCCCGUCGCCAGCACAAGAGCCCCGACCCCAGCUCUCCAAGAGUCAACCGCCACUGAUCUUGACUCGUCGGCAUAUUCUCAAGAGCAGACGACACCACCAACAGAUGUCACAUCUCUCGCUUCGGAUGAGUCCAUUCUCUCUGAACAUAUUGUUCAACUAGGACAGCAACAGCGAUACGCAGAAAUCCCCGCCGUCUUCGAAGCCAUCAUCAAAGACGGUCAAGUCCCCAGCAUUGACGCGUACAACCACAUAUUGUUGUCAGCCAUCAAUUUGACCAAUGCUUAUCAGCCAUGGCCAAAGGCCCUUGAGGUCUAUGGUGACAUGACCAGACGUGCUGUCGAACUCAAUGCCACAACAUACAUUAUUCUCCUCCGUUUCUUGGCUGCAAGAAGCCUUGAAGUACAUCAAGUUCAAAAGGCUCUUGGUCGAAGUGCUGCCCGGUACGGGACCGAUGGUGCACUGGUCCUGCCUUCGGCUACCAGCCAGCAGCAGCUGUAUGCUGCCGACACCUCCCUCACCUUUGCCACAAAGCUGUACAAUAUUGCUCGAGCUACACUGCAAGAUUUCCGGCCAUCAGCCUCGCUUUAUAAUGCUCUUGUCAAGAUAUCUGCGCAAAGUGGCUUUGUCGAUCACAUGAACGUCCUGCUCGCUGACAUGAGGUCUUACGGAAUUCCCCUGGAUGCUCGCCUUUACACUGUCGUCAUUGACGCCCAAGCAUCCAAGCAGGAUAUCCACGCAGCCCAGAGUCUAUACGAGGAGUAUCGUGAUCGUGCCAUCAGCCGCUCUGCAAAUGAUCCACUUGAUAUGCAGGUCUAUACUGCUCUUAUCAAGGCUUACUACAACACUGGGCUGGCCGAGACUGGACUACGCUUUUACGAAAGAAUCUUGCACUCAUUCAACGAAUCUGCCAACGAGCAUGAUCUCUCGGAGCAAUUGACAACAACUUUUAUCUUGAAUGGUCUUGUUCAGCACCAUGUUGAGAACAAGGCUUUCUCAACCGCCAUUUCCAGCAUUAACGACUUUGCUCUUCAGCCUGUUGCCCGUGACCAAGCCCUGUCAAUGGUCUGCGUUUCCGCUGCCGACGCCAAUCAUGAGACAGAUGCCUUAGUCGCCUUCGAGGCUAUCGCCUCCGACAACAUCAAAGCAGAACCUGUCAUGGCCAUUGCAGCCAUGCACAUACGUGCUGGUGACGUGACCAAGGCCAAAACCAUCUGGAACAACGCACGAGGCCUUCUCUUGACUCCCACUACUGACUUUGCCGCAAUGUACGCAUUGUCACUGGUUCGCAGUGGCUCGAUCGAAGAGGGUAUCACAGAAGCUCGGGAUAUGUUUCAACGAAUCCGUGCAUCGAGCUCCUCUGAAGCCAGUCGUCAACUCGCCAUAGCGGAAAUCGAUGAAACUAUUGUUCUCUUUGGCGAUGCUCUAUCCAAGCAACAGGCUGUGGUUUCGGCAUCAACCAGUGUCUCGAUGUUGAGAGCAAUGAUCGAGAAUGGUGGUCUAGUAUCACCCGUCGCUCAACAUGCUAUCGCUAGCCUUGGUCCUGAGUGUGUUCAUCAACUCAGUGCUCAAGAUAUUGCCUUAGCCCUUCACGUUCAGGCGGAGAUGUUUAUGUCCGACAAUUCUACGGACAUCGCCCAUCCCGCUCGAUUCUCUCACUUGUUGGAGACUGUUCUCAACCGCGGCAUUCUUAUGGAUCCGUCAACGGUUCAUGUCGUCAGCGAAUGUAUCUCCAAGGUGACUUCAUCACGACCAGAUCUCGCUCAACGCUGGCAAGAACUAUUGCAUCCCAGUCUUCCAGCCCCUAUCAAUGCUCAGCCUCAUUCACCAUUGACACCUCAAUCAGUUACCGUCGAAAACAUUGCUCCUGUUGAUUCGUAUGAUCCCUAUGCUCAUACAACCGAUUACCGUGCAUCAAAGGCCAUUUCAGAUCUUGUUGAAAGCACUAGCGGACGCAUUGAGAACCAUCUCAGCGAUGCAUUAAGCCGUUUGAGAAAUGUUCGUCGUGCUGGUAGGCAUCUUCAUUACUCGGCUUAUGCUAAACUCAUCACUGGUGCUGGAAAGGCUAAGCAAGCCAAUCUUGCCCAAGAGAUUCUCAGCAUGGCCCAUUCUGAUGUACCUAUGGCGUUGCAAAUUCCUGCCGUCAGAGCUGGUUGGAUUUCCAUCUUUGAUUCGAUGAUUGCUGCUUGCCUCACCGUUGGUGAACGUGGCCAGGCGAAUAAAUUCCACCAAGAUCUCCUCGAAAUGGGAGCCGCACCAUCAGCUAACACGUUCGGUAUUUAUAUCACUACACUCGAAGGAACCUUUGAUGAGGCUACUGAAGCUGUCAAGAUCUUUCAACGUGCCUUGGCUGAGGGAGUUACACCCAGUGUGUUUUUGUACAACGCAGUCAUUGGCAAGCUUGGCAAGGCCCGCCGCAUCGACGAUUGUCUGCGAUAUUUCGGAGACAUGGAAGGUCGCGGCAUUCGUCCGUCCUCUGUUACCUAUGGUACCCUCGUUAAUGCUCUCUGCCGAACCAGUGAAGAACGCUUCGCCGUGGAUAUGUUCGACGAGAUGGAGGCAGCACCCAAUUAUCGACCUCGACCAGCCCCCUACAACUCUAUUAUUCAGUACUUCUUGAAUACUAAGCGCGAUCGAAGCAAGGUCUUGGAGUAUUAUGAACGCAUGAAGUCCAAGAACAUCAAACCAACAUCACACACAUACAAACUACUGAUUGAAGCUUACGCCUCGCUCGAACCUGUCAACCUCGAAGCAGCCGAAGCUCUCCUCUCAGAAAUGAAGCAAGCUGGUGUUCAGCCUGAAGCAGUUCACUAUGGCUCCUUGAUCCAUGCCAAGGGCUGUGUUAUGCAUGACAUGCCUGCUGCUCGUGCCGUUUUCGAGUCUGUUGUCAAUGGAGCCAUGAUUCGUCCAACUGAUACCUUGUACCAGAAUCUCCUCGAGGCAAUGGUUGCUAACCACGAGGUAACCAAUACUACCGAGGUUGUUGCUGACAUGCAACGACGUGGCAUCUCGAUGACGCCAUAUAUUGCGAACACUCUCAUUCAUGGUUGGGCAGGUGAAGGAGAUGUGUUCAAAGCAAAGGCAAUCUACGACACACUUGGUUCGGCCAAACGUGAACCAAGCACGUACGAGGCAAUGACCAGGGCCUUCCUAGCUGCAGAGGACCGGCCAAGUGCCAAUUUAAUUGUGCACGAAAUGCUGCACAAAGGAUAUCCCGGUGCUGUUACUGAGAAAGUGCUCGCCCUUGUGGGUGGCAUCACAGCUUAA
Molecule: messenger RNA, 3858 nt
Organism: Exophiala aquamarina CBS 119918
Lineage: Eukaryota; Fungi; Ascomycota; Eurotiomycetes; Chaetothyriales; Herpotrichiellaceae
Exons: 1
Coding region: 1-3858 (1285 amino acids)
Molecular function (GO): protein binding
Source: RefSeq, a predicted model, not a curated record